Molecule: messenger RNA, 549 nt
Organism: Condylura cristata (star-nosed mole)
Lineage: Eukaryota; Metazoa; Chordata; Mammalia; Eulipotyphla; Talpidae
Product: putative ATP-binding cassette sub-family C member 13
Exons: 4
Coding region: 121-549 (142 amino acids)
Biological process (GO): transmembrane transport
Cellular component (GO): membrane
Molecular function (GO): ATPase-coupled transmembrane transporter activity
Source: RefSeq, a predicted model, not a curated record
GGCGGGCGCUGGGCACGCGCUUUCAACCACUUUGCAGGGGCCAGUCUGAGACUCGGAGCCGAGAGAGGUGACAGGUCUCCCCACCUCUCCGCCUCUGGUUGCCCAGCACCUGCGCGGACCAUGUUUUCCAAACUGCUGAGAUGGGGUAUCUACCGCUCCUACAAGCGCGUCCCGGAGGGGCCCGAGGCGCAGAAAUGUAGUCCAGAGAAAAGUGCUUCAUUCUUCAGUAAGAUGACAUAUUCCUGGUUUAGCAGAAUAAUUGUUUUAGGCUAUAAGAAACCUUUGGAAAGAGAAGAUCUUUUUGAACUAAAUGAAAGUGAUUCCUCCUAUACUGUGUGUCCCAUCUUUGAAAAACAAUGGAGGAAGGAAGUUUUAAGGCAUCAAGAGAGGCAAAAUGUACAGCCAUCCUUUCAGAAAGAGUUUCCAACAAGGAAACCAUCUCUGUUCUGUGCCUUGUGGAACACCUUUAAGUUUGUCCUGAUUCAAGUUGCUUUACUCAAAGUGUUUGCUGAUGUCUUGGCUUUUACGAGUCCAUUCAUAAUGAAGUGA